CCGACCACGAGUGACGAGCGACUCGCGACUCAGCGCGGUUCACUCCUUGAGAUGAGCACUGCAGAUACAUCCACUUCCCUCGAUACAGUGCGCGGAUGCCGAGAUGGUAUAGGCUUGUACUUAGGAAAAGAGAAAGAGCGAGGGCGCCAGAUGCAAUGGGCUCCAAAGGGCAGCUCGAGCAGCCCAUGCACACGAACGCGGCUGCGCUUACACUAUUAGAAGCGCUGGAUGUCGACAAACGCCCUUCAUUCGUCCUCGAAUUGCCCUCUCACUUGGGCUACGAUAAGCCGCUCGAUCUACUAUAUUCCAACCCAGCUCUGGCAACGGCUACUGGGUUGCUGGCCAGAAUAACAGGGCACAAUGAGGCGAGCAUAUUGGAUGAAAGCACCGAAGCUCAGCUUGCUUUCCGAGACUGGGUCUGCGGCAGGACACAAGAGGGUAGCUUGCAAUGGCCAAGCCAUGUCUAUACCUUUGAAGGUCAUCUAUGGAACGCCCUCACCAUUGGACAUUACAGGAUCGUCAGCGGAGUACCCACAUCACUAAUGUUGGCCAAUACGGGGCCAGCAAGCAGAAACCAUCGUAAACUAAGUCGCGAUAGCAAGACAGUGGAGAGCAAACAUCUCAGGGACACAUCACCUACCACACCUCCUACGCUGCCAGUACAGCUGCCUGCGACCCCCGAGAACGGUGGAGACUAUUCUAAUGCCCGAAAAAGCGCUAGAUGUGGGCCUCUUGACUACACCUCGGCUGAAUUUCCACCAGAUAUCAUACAUGGAUUUCAUAUUGAUUAUUUUCACAGCGUAGACUGGGCCAAUACAUCCCUUGGACCGAUCCAGUCAUGGUCACCUGACUUGCGUUGCAUGGCAAACAUGGUUCUUGGCAACAGUGGACCAACCAUCUUAUUCUGGGGCGAUGAUGGCGCAAUGCUAUACAAUGAGGCAUACAUUCAGCUACUAGGCCAUCUCCAUCCUUGCAUGGGCAAGAACGUCCGCACCCAUGCGCCUGAGCAGUGGCCCACAUUCCAAACCAUCGUUCACCAUACCAACGACACGGAUGAACCUCUGGCUGAACCAGACAUACUGAUGUUCAUCGAUAGAGACGGACGUCUUGAAGAGACUCACUGGUCAUUUCGGUUUGUGCCAAUACUGGAUCGCCAUCGCGGCACUAAGGCCUACUAUCAAACCUUUUUCGAAGUGACCGAACACCGUCUCCUUGAGCGCCGCGUCUCUAGUCUGGUAUCCAUGGGCACUCAAAGCGAACGUGCAAGGAACUUUCACUCUUUUUGGGACACAACCUUGAACUCUCUGAGUCUGAACGAUAAAGAUGUGCCGCUAGCUCUGUUAUAUGCUGCUGAGCGUCAUAUAAGCGCUGAAAUCACAUCAAUGUCAUCGCCAGGUAACACACCGCCAUUGGACGCGUGCGUGCUCAAGGGUACGAUUGGUGUUGAGGCUGGUCAUCCCAUCGCUCCCACGACUAUCAACAUCAACGAAGACUCGUACUUGCUUCAUUCCCAUAUUCGCCGCGCCGCACAGACCAGAAAAGCUACCGUUGUGCGUCUCGAUCAGCUCCCUGGAUCCGAUGCUGCCUUGAGAGAUAUCAAAUGGAGAGGCUACGGGGAGCCCUGCCGCACCAUUGUCGUGUGCCCCAUCAUUCCAACAACUGGCAACCAGGUCGAAGGCUUCCUCAUCAUUGGCCUCAACCCCCGCAGACCCUUUGAUGAAGACUAUCAGCAGUAUCUCCAAGUCAUGGUCCGUUUGCUCGCUACUUCGCUCGCUUCAGUUGUCCUUUUUGAAGAAGAGGUUCGGCAACGAGAAAAUGCCAUUGCCCAGGCUGCACAGAUCCAAGAGCAAUUGAUGGCUGAGAUAAAGUUAGAGGAAGGCAAAUUCCAGCGUUUUGCAGAGCGCUCUGAUGUUGCCAUUUUCAUAACAAAUCCCGCUGGGGACUACACGUAUCGAAACCAGCGCUGGUACGAUAUGUUUGAAAUUGCCGGGUUCCAUACCAAUUCUACAGAUGCAUGGCACACUAUUGCCUUCGAAGAAGACAUGGCUUACUGCAAAUCAGUGUUUAAGAAGCUCGUGGUCGAUAAUGAACACGUUUGUUUCGAGCUACGAACCAGGAUGCCAUGGUCGCCACCCUCGGACCUCAGCCAGUCGCAAACCUUAGACACUGAGCACUUUAGGUGGAUUCUGUGCUCAGCUUAUCCUGAGAUAGGACCUAGCGGUGAACUCGUCGAAAUAGUAGGCAACGUCAUCGAUAUCUCCAAACAGAAAUGGGCCGAAGAUCUUCAAAAGAUUCGCACCGACAGCGCGCUGCAGGGAAAACAGCAUCUCGAGCACUUCAUCGACACGACUUCACAUGAGAUGCGUAACCCCCUGAGUGCAAUUAUGCAAUGUGCAGAUUCAAUCAUUUCUUCGUAUGCGCAGGACGAAUGCCGCGCGAUGACUACAAACGGGUGGUCGACUUUCCUGGAAUCUACCUUGGAUGCUGCACAAACUAUCGCUCAAUGCGCUCAGCACAUGAGACAUAUUGUAGACGAUGUUUUGACAAUAUCCAAGCUCGAUUCAGGCCUUCUAGACAUGACGCCUGUAGUUGCACAGCCUGAAAAUGUAGCAAGACAUGCUGUCAGAAUGUUCGACGCUGAAGCAAGAGCUGCAGGGAUUGAUAUUUCAUUAGUAGUUGACCAGUCCUACCGUGACAUGGAAAUCGAUUGGACCUCCUUGGAUCCAACAAGGGUGCUACAAAUUCUCAUCAAUCUCCUUACUAACGCUAUUAAGUUCACACGCCUUGAGAAGACCAAAUCAGUCAAAAUGACGCUUUCUGCCAGCGUAACAGAACCUACUUCAAUUCCUGGAGGAAUUCAAUUCAAUGAAGAGAAACUAGUGGACCACGACCAACGCCUUGAAGAUGACUGGAAGCACGCUCAAGAUCUCAUAUACCUGCAGUUUUCCGUCACCGACACUGGUCGCGGUCUUUCAGAGGACGAAAAGGGCACGUUGUUUACUCGUUUUUCACAAGCUUCUCCUCGCACCCACAUCAACUAUGGAGGUUCUGGCUUGGGUCUGUUCAUAUCGCGACGCUUGACCGAACUGCAGGGCGGCGCCAUUGGUCUUUCUAGUCAAUCUGGUAAAGGCAGUACCUUCUCCUUCUACAUCAAAACAAGGCGAACGAAGCCUAGCACGAAGAGAAACGGAAGCUUACCACAUGUAUUCCCCGAAGAUGUGAAACACCGACCUCUAGUGAACUUGACGAGGCCCACGGCUCCCUUACGCUCCUUCACCACCGAAGAUGCGCGAAUAGCAAAACCACCUUACCCAACUAUCCGACGAUCAUCCGCAAACUCCCAGCAACCCCUUGCGACCCGCUCCCACACCGACUCCGAAGCCCUCCCCCUCUCUCAAAAACCCCGCCCACAAGACCCCAAACCCCUCGCAAAACCCAUCCCGCAACCCCUCCACGUCCUCAUCGUCGAAGACAACCUCGUCAACCAGCGCGUCCUCGCCAAGCAACUCCGCGCCCUCAAUUGCACCAUCAGCGUUGCAAACCACGGCAAAGAAGCCCUAGACUUCCUCCCCAAAACCACCCUCUGGAACCACACGCAUCCCCUAUCUUCCUCCUUAUCCCGCAAAGAAAAAUACCACGUCCCCUCCACCGAACCCAUACCCCUCGGCUACGACGACGACGUCCCCGCCAUCCCGCUCAAUCUCAUCCUUAUGGAUUGGGAAAUGCCCAUUAUGAACGGGUUGAAGGCCGUGGCGGAGAUCCGGAGGUUGGAAAGAGAGGGAUUGUUGAGACGGAGGGUGCCGGUUAUUGGGGUUACGGCGAAUGUGAGGGAGCAGCAGAUUAGGAUGGCGGUAGAGGCGGGUAUGGAUGAUGUUGUUGGGAAGCCGUUUCGGGUUGCGGAGUUGUUGGAGCGGAUGCGGGAUGUUGUUGCGGGGAAGAGUGUGGGGAAGGGUGAGGGGACGGGGGGGUAUGAGGGCUUUGGGUGAGGUGGGUUGAGGUGGUAAAAGUGUUUUUUGCUCGAUCUUUUUUUGUUCGACUGGGCGGUAAACUGUGAGAGGAACUUUUGUAGUGUUAUGUUGUACCCAGAGCGCGUGUUGCUUCGUUCAUGUUACGAUGUAGUCUUCUUCGGCGAUUUAUUCCCUUUUGUGCAUAGCCAAUAUUUGGUGUUUGGGAAGCUUAUAUCCCUUGUGUUAGCAAGCGAAUAGCACUUGAGUGCAAUUCAUUCUUUACAAUUUGAUUUCACACUUUUCUCAAACUUUACUGGAGCAGAAACGCGUUUGAGGGGCC
Molecule: messenger RNA, 4287 nt
Organism: Bipolaris sorokiniana ND90Pr
Lineage: Eukaryota; Fungi; Ascomycota; Dothideomycetes; Pleosporales; Pleosporaceae
Exons: 1
Coding region: 156-3986 (1276 amino acids)
Biological process (GO): phosphorylation; phosphorelay signal transduction system
Molecular function (GO): phosphorelay sensor kinase activity
Source: RefSeq, a predicted model, not a curated record